Molecule: messenger RNA, 1245 nt
Organism: Fonsecaea multimorphosa CBS 102226
Lineage: Eukaryota; Fungi; Ascomycota; Eurotiomycetes; Chaetothyriales; Herpotrichiellaceae
Exons: 2
Coding region: 1-1245 (414 amino acids)
Source: RefSeq, a predicted model, not a curated record
AUGUUCGAGGUCCCGGAUGCAAAAAGGGUCAAAAGAUCGGACCUUUUCCGAGACGACGGCUCCGGCUCGCCAGGCUCUCGAGGGUCGAGCAGAUCUCCAUCGCCAGCAAGAUCCUUGGACAACGACGAAGAGAGUAUUUUGAGAUCCAGCUACGGAUUCGAAUACGACUUUGUGGCACCUAACCCACCGUCACGGAAACCGACUCUACUAGCGCCAGGCAAAUCUCAACCGGACGUCAACCCCCAGGACGAAGAAGAAGAUCAAGAAUUCCAGUUCCGCCUAUUCACGUCGAACUCGAGAUCGAUCGACCGGCCUUCUCAGCCCGAUGCGCCCACCGCAGACGCCAGGAUCAGGCUCUCGCGGACCCCCGAGCCCGCGGCGCUCGCCGACUCACUGUCCCUGGAGAAAGCACACUUCCUUCGUCCUAACCGGCCCGACUCGUACUAUUUCACCUCGGCGCUGCCAGGGGAGACCAUUGAGGCGUUGAGAUCACAGUAUGCGGACGUCGCGCUGUCAACCGCCGACGUCCUGGCCAGGGCCAAAUCCACCAAAUGGCCCGGAUCUGCGCUCCCUUGGCGUCUCAUUCACGUUGAACUACUCGGCAAAGGCCGCCGCCGCGGCGCCCGUAGGCUUGAGGACGUGGCUCAAUCAGCCGCUUCGUCCGCAGUAAGUACCAUUGACACCAGCACCCAAAGGUCCAAGCCCAGCCCAAAGAGACCGUCGAAGAAACGUCGCAUCCUCCUCCGUCGCCGGCUCGCGCUGCGGCAGGAGCUCGCCGCGCAGGCAACAGCGACGGAGGAGACGGAGAGGGAAAAGCGCACGCGACGGAACCGGGAGAAGAAAGUGAAGCGGAAGGAGAGGGAGAAAAGGAAGAAAUUGGAGGAAGCGCCGGAAGGCGAAGAAGGGAAGCCUGCUGGUGGUGGUGUUGGUGAUGAGGAAGAACAGAAAGUUAUUCCCACCGAGGAACGAAAUCUCGCAACGGAAGGUGAUGUGAGGGCGGCGCACAGCGGUCAGGAGGGAGGGAUGCGAUCCGACCACAAGGACUCGGCAGCCAAAGCACCAGAUUUGGCGACUACCGCCAAAGAUGCCGCCGCCGCUGCUGCUGCUGCUGCUGUCCUGCCGACAAACAUGUCUACAUCCUCAGCGCCAACACGACGAGCUCCUACAUCCAGGGCUCCAACCACGGCCGCCACAGUGAAUCCGAGAGUCUCGAGAUCAUUGCAUCCCACGCGGCCACGAGCUUGA